This is a messenger RNA of Neoarius graeffei (lesser salmon catfish), 1221 nucleotides long. It is a transcript of the gene lmx1al, whose product is annotated as LIM homeobox transcription factor 1, alpha-like. The transcript has 9 exons. Gene Ontology annotation, biological process: regulation of transcription by RNA polymerase II; neuron differentiation. Gene Ontology annotation, cellular component: nucleus. The coding region runs from base 1 to 1221 and encodes 406 amino acids. The record is from RefSeq and is a predicted model, not a curated record. Gene Ontology annotation, molecular function: DNA-binding transcription factor activity, RNA polymerase II-specific; RNA polymerase II transcription regulatory region sequence-specific DNA binding. Lineage: Eukaryota; Metazoa; Chordata; Actinopteri; Siluriformes; Ariidae.
AUGUUACCUACAGAAAGCUCGGGAGGAGUGUGUUUCACCGUCAGUCAGCACUCAGAAGGAGGCCCGAACGGUAUGAAAACAGAGGAAAACCAGUCAUGUCUGCAGCAGGCUCCGUCUUCCACACCUUUCGACCAUGUGGGCGGAGGUGAGGUGUGUGCAGGAUGUGAGUCGCCUAUCGCUGACCGCUUCCUGCUGCGAGUGAACGAUCAGUCGUGGCAUGAGACGUGUGUGAAGUGCGCCGUGUGUCUGAGCACACUCAGUGGGACGUGUUACUCCCGAGACCGGCUGCUCUACUGCAAACACGACUACGAGAAGCUAUUUGUGCGGAAAUGCAGUGCGUGCCUGCAGGUGAUUGGACGCUCAGAGCUGAUCAUGCGUGUGCUGGGGCAGGUGUAUCACCUGGCCUGCUUCAGCUGCUGCGAGUGUGAGCGCCGGCUCCAAAGAGGUGACGAGUUUGUGCUCAAGGAAGGUCAGCUGCUCUGCCGUGGAGAUUAUGAGAAGGAAAGAGAGAUGCUCGCUGCCAUCAGCCCUGCCCCCACCGAGUCAGUGAAGAGCGAGGAUGAGGAAGGUGGCAGCAGCUCCAUGGGAGGAAAAGCUGGCGAUGACAGUAAAGAGCACAAGAGAUCCAAGCGUCCACGCACCAUCUUAACCACGCAGCAGCGCCGUGCCUUCAAGGCGUCCUUCGAGGUGUCCUCUAAACCCUGCCGAAAGGUAAGAGAGACCUUAGCAGCUGAAACCGGGCUGACUGUCCGAGUCGUCCAGGUCUGGUUCCAAAACCAGAGAGCGAAGAUGAAGAAAAUCGCUCGCAGGCAGCAGCAACAGCAGCAGCAGCAGGAGCAGGAGCAGAUCAGCGGCAGCAGGAGGGGUCCGAGUCGAGGAGGACGACUGAGUAACGACGACAGUGAGGACGGUUCGAGCAGUCACGGGUUAGAGGGCAUGCUCUCAUACUCCUCCAUGCCCCGACAGCAGCUCCUGGCUCUCGACCCAAACUUGUACGGGGGUGAGCAGUUCCGGCACGGUCUCACACCCCCGCAGCUCGGCCCCGAUCAGAUGCACCCGUACGACUCAGAGACCGUUUUUCACGACUUGGACAGCGAUGGAAGCCUGGGUCACCUCGGCGAUUGUCUCUUGGCGACGGCUGAGGGAGGGGUGCUGGCAGGACGCGUGGGAAAUCCGAUUGACCGCCUGUAUUCGAUGCAAAACUCCUACUUCACCUCGUGA